AUGAUGUACACCUGCACGGGUCACCUCAUAAGGAAUCACUUGGCCAAGUCGGUUAGGGCCUUUAAAGGGGAAGGCCCCUUUGCCCAGAAGAACUUAUGGAACGUGUGGGCGCAGAAGUAUAGCAGCGGGGCGUACCCCCAGCUGGGGGGGAGUUACCUUGGAGGGGUUCCCGGCGGGAGGGGUUCCACGAGUAACGUCAUCCGUUCGGGGCACACCUCCCUACUUACACCCCCCCGCAGAGCCCUAACCAGCUGCAGCGCCCCCCGCUGGGGAAAGCAAACCAGCGACGAGAGCUUCUUCGAGGGGGAGCACCUAAACAGAAAGUUGGGAGGCUACGGAUACCCAAUGAUGUUCAUCGUGACGUACGACCGACCCAGUUGGCAACCAUUUUGGGAAAACGAAUACGAGGUAAUCCCAAGAGACGAAUUCGGAGUCCCAGCCAGCAUCCCCCCAGAGGUCUCCACACAGAUUAAGCACACCUACUAUGUGCCUCCCCAGUUUUAUACAUUCCUCAAAAAAUUAGGAGAUGACACAGAGGAGCUAAAGCCAUAUAUGACCAAACUGAUCCGGGGGGAAUUCACCUACGACGAUUACCAAGAGAUGUUUUAUAAAUUCGCCAAGCCGCUCAAAAUCUUUAGGAACAAGAUUGCCCUCCCGUAUAGGACUGCAGAGGAAAUGGCAAGGGAGGAGGAAAUGAAGUGGGAGUCUGCUUGGUACACGUACCGGCAGAAGAUGCUAGCGGAAUACAACGUCACCAUGUGCUUGCGGGAGUUUAUCCUUUACAUGACGGUGGGCCUGUACUUUGCCUAUUUGUGGCUGGACGCGCUGAGGCAGUACCGCCUGGACAUGAAGCUCUUUUACUUGGAGGCCCCCGAGCAUAAGAUCAACUGGGUCAAGCCGCGCGGCGACUUGGUGUAA
This is a messenger RNA of Plasmodium vivax (malaria parasite P. vivax), 918 nucleotides long. RefSeq lists its product as hypothetical. Lineage: Eukaryota; Apicomplexa; Aconoidasida; Haemosporida; Plasmodiidae. The coding region runs from base 1 to 918 and encodes 305 amino acids. The record is from RefSeq and is a predicted model, not a curated record. The transcript has a single exon.